Messenger RNA from Pecten maximus, 768 nucleotides. RefSeq lists its product as uncharacterized. Lineage: Eukaryota; Metazoa; Mollusca; Bivalvia; Pectinida; Pectinidae. The record is from RefSeq and is a predicted model, not a curated record. The coding region runs from base 119 to 646 and encodes 175 amino acids. The transcript has 6 exons. Gene Ontology annotation, molecular function: hydrolase activity. Gene Ontology annotation, cellular component: cytoplasm; mitochondrion.
UUAUUGCCGCCAGGUGGCGCUGUCAUCAUAAGUGGAGCUGAUUAUUAUUUCAAGCGUAGUUUCGCUUUGGCUUGCUUUAGGUUACGUGUUGGAUAUAAGGACCUGAACUGUUUAAAGGAUGUUUACGACCAUUCUGAGGAAUGUGUGUAGAAGCCAACACCAGCUUUCUGCCUUGAAGUACAUCGCUGUUGUCAGCGUUGCUACCAGACUCAGCGUAGUACAAGGAUCAAAGAGUAUCUGUACAUCGCCCCAGAAAUGUAAAGAUGAAGUGAAGGCUGCUGUGCAUGCUGUCAAACCCUCAACAGCGGGAACAACCAUCUUCAGCAAGAUUCUGGAUAAGACUAUUCCUGCAGACAUUCUGUAUGAGGACGAUAAGUGCAUUGCCUUCAGUGAUGUGGCUCCUCAGGCUCCAGUUCACUUUCUAGUAAUCCCCAGGAAACCUAUCACAGGGAUAAACGCUGCACAACAGGAGGACGAGCAGCUGCUUGGCCAUUUACUGCUGGUGGCAAAGACUGUUGCUGAAGAGAAAAAACUUGACAAUGGGUACAGAGUAGUUAUCAAUGACGGGAAGGACGGAGCUCAGUCUGUGUUCCAUCUCCAUAUCCAUGUACUGGGAGGUCGUCAGAUGUCGUGGCCGCCAGGUUAACAUCACCGGUACAACCAGAGAUUUAAUCUGUUGGUUUCAAUUAAGACUUAUUAUACAGCUUUUAACCAUCUUUUAUGUAAAUCAAUUAUUUUAAUUAAAUUUCAUAAUGAAAUGCUACAAAA